CCACUUGCACCCCAUAUCAUACAUCCUCAAUAAUGGAGGGUCUGAUCAUUAGCGGGUGCACCACGUCCACCGGCACCCAUCGCCGUCCUCCCCUUCACAGCCUUGAGCCGUCGCGCCUGACGGGUUUUAAUCGUGUGUUUGCUGCAGUUUAUACAUGUGCCAUCCUCGCCUUGAUCUAUCACCGUUCAUUCAAACUCAUCCACUCCGCCACCUUACCCUCCUUCUCCAUCUCCCUCUCCAUGCUAAUCUCCGAUCUUCUUCUUGCUUUCAUGUGGGCUGCCACGCAGCCUUAUCGGUUGCGUCCAAUCCACCGUAAGGAGUUCCCCGACAACCUCGGAGAGAUCGUGAAAGAAUCAGAUUUCCCUGCACUCGACGUGUUCAUAUGCACCGCCGACCCCUACAAGGAGCCGCCGAUGGGCGUGGCAAACACGGCCUUAUCCGUGAUGGCGUAUGAUUAUCCAACGGAGAAGAUCUCCGUCUACGUAUCGGACGAUGGAGGCUCGCAGCUCACUCUCUUUGCUUUCAUGGAGGCUGCUAAGUUCGCAAGCCACUGGUUGCCGUUUUGUAGAAAGAACAACGUAGUUGAGCGGAGCCCAGAAGCAUACUUUGCUUCGAGUAGCCCUUGGAGCUCUGAGGCUGAGAAGAUUAAGACAAUGUACGAUAGCAUGAAAUUCAGGGUAGAGAAUGCUGUCGAGAGAGGGAAAGUCGGAGAUGAGUACAUCACCGGAGAAGAAGAGCGCAAAGCGUUUCUCAAAUGGACGGAUGGAUCCACACGCCAAAAUCAUCCCACUGUUAUUCAGGUUUUGUUGGAGAAUAGCAAAGACAAAGACAUCACUGGCCAUUUGAUGCCAAACCUCAUCUAUGUCUCUCGAGAGAAAUGCAAGACUUCACCCCACCAUUUUAAAGCUGGUGCUCUUAAUGUCAUGCUUCGGCUGUCAGCUGCCAUGACCAAUGCUCCAAUAAUCCUGACCCUAGAUUGUGACAUGUACUCCAAUGAUCCCUAUACGCCUCUUCGUGUGCUAUGUUACAUACUCGACCCUCAAGAUCGGUCCAAAUUAGGAUACAUUCAAUUUCCUCAACACUUUAAGGAGAUUAAUAAGACUGACACCUAUGCUUGUGAGUUUAAAAGUCUGUUUCAAAUCAAUCCAGUGGGUUUUGAUGGACUAGCUGGGCCUAACCAUGUCGGAACUGGGUGCUUUUUUCUCCGGCGAGUGUUCUUUGGAGGUCCCUCGAAGUUGUUAUCACCGGAAAUCUCCGAAUUGGGACCAUACCAUGUUGUGAACAAACCUAUUCGAUCCCAACCAAUCAUGGAAUUGUCAAAUAAGGUGGCGAGCUGCAAUUAUGAGAACCAGACCAAAUGGGGUUCUGAGAUGGGUUUCAGAUAUGGAUCACUGGUUGAGGACUACUACACAGGCUACCGGCUGCAGUGUGAGGGAUGGAAGUCCAUAUUCUGUAAUCCCAAGAGGGCAGCAUUUUUGGGUGAUGCACCCAUUACCCUUAUUGAUUUGCUAAAUCAACAAAAGCGAUGGGCCAUAGGCCUACUUGAGGUGGUUUUCUCUAAGUUCAGCCCACUAACCUUCGGGAUCAGAUCCAUGGGUCUUCUCAUGGGCCUUGCUUAUGCCCAUAUUGGGAUGUGGGCAUUUUGGUCGAUCCCAAUCACCAUUUACGCCUUCCUUCCUCAGCUAGCUCUCCUCAAUGGAAUUACCAUAUUCCCAACGGUAUCAGAGUCAUGGUUUCUAUUGUAUGUGUUUCUGUUCAUAGGAGCCUACGGACAAGAUUUCCUUGACUUUAUCUUCUAUGAUGGAACUCUCCAAAGAUGGUGGAAUGAUCAGAGAAUAUGGAUGAUAAGAGGAGUGACAUGUUACUUGUUUGGAUUCUCCGAGUUCUUUCUCAAGUCCUUUGGCAUUUCCACCCUUGGUUUCAAUGUGACAAGCAAAGUGGUUGAUGAUGAGCAAAGCAAAAGAUACGAGCAAGGAGUGUUUGAGUUUGGAGUUCCAUCGCCCAUGUUUGUGCCCCUAACAGCUGCUGCAAUUAUCAACUUGGUCUCAUUUGUUUGGGGGAUUUUGCUGGUUUUCAGAGGCAGCAAAUUGGAGGAGCUGUUUCUGCAGAUGUUCAUAGCAGGUUUUGUGGUGGUGAACUCUUGGCCAAUCUACAAAGCCAUUGUGUUGAGAACUGAUAAAGGAAGGAUGCCUGCUAGCACUGCCAUAAUUUCAACAUUUCUGGCACGUGGUCUUGUUUUUGCAGGUUCUCUCGCUCUGGGAGGCUGAGAUUAUGAACUUCGCUUUUAGUAUUUACUAGCUCAUAACCAGCGCUAUGUGCGGAAUUCUUUGUUAUAAUUUAAUUUCAGAAUUUAAACA
Molecule: messenger RNA, 2357 nt
Organism: Alnus glutinosa
Lineage: Eukaryota; Viridiplantae; Streptophyta; Magnoliopsida; Fagales; Betulaceae
Product: cellulose synthase-like protein G3
Exons: 6
Coding region: 33-2267 (744 amino acids)
Biological process (GO): cellulose biosynthetic process; plant-type primary cell wall biogenesis
Cellular component (GO): trans-Golgi network; plasma membrane
Molecular function (GO): cellulose synthase (UDP-forming) activity; mannan synthase activity
Source: RefSeq, a predicted model, not a curated record